CUUUUUGCUGACUGUCGGGCAACAAAUGCGAGCACGGUACAUCACAAGCAAGUUAAGUGAGCAUCUCAUGCGCCCGUAUGCUUCGCAAUAAUGAGGUGACCCAUCUGUGGGAGAAGCUAGUGCAGGUAACUGUGUAGCAACAACGCUGGGCUGGAAAAGCAAGUGUUUAGCAGAUGUUUCAUUGAUGUGGUGAAUUAAACGCAGAAUACACAAAGCAGUCAGUUUUACAGUGAAAUGAGAGCAUUAUGCAUGGAUAUAAAGACUAUCGCAAUACAUGAAAACGACAAAAAAUACAUAUUUUUUAGAUUUGUUAUAGAGGUAAACGGCUAGGGCUCUGCAGCUAAUAUUAAAUCCCUCCUCGCCGACCGUAAACGCCGCAACCGACGAACAGAUGGCCCGUGCUGCGUUCACGGACAGACAGUUGGCGGAGGUGGCUGCGUACCUCCGCUGCUGUGCGUCACUGCCGUUCAUCUCCCUCUGUCACUCUAGGCUGUGAUGGCGGAGGCGAACGAUACCGACGUAAUGAUGAGCUACCACGGUGAUUUCCCAAAAAACGACAGAAAAAGCAGCCGCUACCCUUUCUGCGUUGUCUGGACACCUAUUCCCAUUUUAACGUGGGUGCUCCCCUUCAUCGGUCACAUGGGCAUAUGCACUUCUGCUGGAGUCAUACGAGAUUUCGCAGGGUCAUAUUUUGUCUCGGAGGAUAACAUGGGGUUUGGUAGACCCACAAAGUAUUGGAAGCUUGAUGUGGAUAAAGUGUGUGGUAAUGGUGCAGCUACAUGGGACAAAGCGGUGCACGAUGCAUCAGAGGAGUACAAAUGCAGGCCGCACAAUCUAUGCUUUGAUAACUGCCAUUCCCACGUUGCCAUGGCCCUCAACCUGAUGCGCUACGACAACAGCACUUCCUGGAACAUGGUGAACCUGUGUGUACUGUCUCUCAUUAACGGGAAACACGUAAGCUGGGCCGCUUUCCUCAAGACCUGGCUGCCCUUCGUCAUGCUCAGCGGAGUCCUCGCCACCUUCAUCCUCACGUUUAACUUACAGUAGUGCGGCAGGCAGUAGAACGAGCUGACUCAGGCUUUUUGGUUAUACUUUAUACACUGUCAUUGACGUGAGGGGUGCGUUCUGAUGGAACAUUUGUUUGUGCACAAACUGAGUGACUGCCUCGUCAUCUGUUGUGAUGCAUUUUCUAAGAGGGUAUUAAAGGGCAAAGCCUAACUGUUUUGUUUUUUUUGGGGGGGGGGGCAGUUGAAAUGAACAAUUUGUCCUUCAAUUAUCGAUAUUUUGAUUAUUUCGUAUUGUGUAUUAUGUUAGCAAGGCACGUUACAGUGUCUGCAUUUGUGUUUUUCCUUUAUUUCCCUUUGUUAAUAUUAUCAUGAAGGAGACGAUGUCCAGAUUAGACCCCAGUACAGUAACGCAUUUCAGUUGCAGAGAUGUAUUUUUCAUGAACAGCAGUGAUGAAUGUGUUUCCAGGCGAGCUAAUAUAUAUUUCAGUGACGAAUCCAUAGAAAACGGAUUGCAAAAUCUUCACGCUGGAAGUAUUCAUCAAUUAUUUGUCUUAGAAAUAUGAGCAGCUAGACCAAAGAUAGAAUGAUGGAAGACCUGCAUGUGAAAAAUUAGGGUAUUGCGUUCCCUCGAAUACAUUUUCCUCCUGAAUAAGAUGCUUUUAUGUUAAGUGACUUCUUUUUUGUUAGUUUUUGCUUUUCUGCAGUAAGAAAUUUUAAUGAUUUCCUUGUGCAUCCUCACACUUGAUCCUGCCAAGUUAUAUGA
Oreochromis niloticus (Nile tilapia) is the source of this 1770-nucleotide messenger RNA. Its product is annotated as transmembrane protein 222. NCBI's taxonomy places the organism in Eukaryota, Metazoa, Chordata, Actinopteri, Cichliformes, Cichlidae. The transcript has 6 exons. The record is from RefSeq and is a predicted model, not a curated record. Bases 496 to 1047 code for a protein of 183 amino acids.